CGAUACCAUUUAGAAUUGUGAUCCUCAUCGAUGAUCAACGGGUUUGCGCUCCGAAUCCUACGAUUGGAAGGCGUUGGUCAUGUCUUUCUUGGAUUGGAUCCUGUUGGGCCGUGCCAACGAAUCCUCAUUUUUACGUCGCGAAGCCGAGCUGGCACCCGGGCGUUCCGUGGGGAAGUCGACGGCAUGGAUUUGAUUCCGGAAGCGCUACACGAUGUACGGCCCGCGACGAAGUCACAGCCUCCUAUUUAUACGAGAGAAAGAACGAGAAACGAGCAAGGAGGAGGAAUUAGGCAUUUUCGCCUCGGAGCGCGGAGAGGCGAUCCCUCCCGCGGUUCUCGACGCCCCUCAUUCCCACGCUAUUCUUCAGGUUUUCCUCUUCCAUUGAAGAAGAGUGGUGGUUUCUUGUGGGAUUUGUGGUCCGACUCAGUUGUCGACGGAGUUUUGGUUCGCCCCUGCGCUUGCUUUUCGUAGAAUUUACAAUACAGAAAUGGUUGCCCAGGGGUUCUCGGUUGACUUGAACAAGCCUCUGGUUUUCCAGGUUGGUCAUCUUGGGGAAGAUUAUGAGGACUGGGUUCACCGGCCCAUCGUUACCAAGGAGAUCCCACGAUUCUUUGCAAAUGGCUUCAUGGAGUGCUUAACGAGAACAGUGUGGUGGGUUGUUCCAGUGAUAUGGCUCCCAGUUGUUUUCUGGUGUCUGACCAUCUCUAUUCGAAUGGGCAACACACUCCCUCAAUUGGUCCCACUGGUGUCAUCAGGAAUUCUUCUCUGGACCAUGAUUGAGUAUUCUUUGCAUCGCUUCCUUUUCCACAUGAAAACAAAAGGCUACUGGGGAAACACAAUUCAUUAUCUGUUUCAUGGAUGCCAUCACAAGUACCCCAUGGACGGACUGCGCCUUGUUUUUCCACCUGCUGCAACAGCCAUCAUAUGUGUGCCGUUCUGGCAUCUGCUGCACCUACUCAUGGCUCCAUCAGCUGCGCCUGCCGUGUUUGGAGGUGGCCUGUUGGGAUACGUUAUAUAUGACUGCACCCAUUACUACCUGCAUCAUGGACAUCCAUCCAAACACCCAGCUAAACACCUGAAGCGGUAUCAUCUAAACCAUCACUUCAAAGUUCAAAACAAGGGGUUUGGAAUAACUUCUUCACUCUGGGACAUCAUCUUUGGCACAUUGCCACCAGCAAAAACCUCUCAUCAGAAAAACUGAUUCUUUUGGACAAUGCAAGAAUAGCUUGUAAUUUAUUGAGAACUCUAUCUUCAACUUUUCCUGUUAAGACACUGUACAGUGAUGAAUGUCGUGUUUAGCAGAGGUGGAAAGGAAAAUAAAAGAAUCUAAAUAGAAGAUGUGUAUAAGCUGGUCGAAUCAACAAGUGAAAAUGAGGCUUAAAGACUAGAAAGAUUUUUCUUGUUAUGAGUGGAGUACUAUAAAUCCUGUAAUAAGUAUUACGGCAAAGAUUGUGACACUCAGUGAGAAGAUUUCUUGUCUUGUGUUAUACGUAACUUGCAAAUGUUAUUACACAUCGCAU
This is a messenger RNA of Musa acuminata AAA Group (dessert banana), 1520 nucleotides long. Its product is annotated as dihydroceramide fatty acyl 2-hydroxylase FAH1-like. The coding region runs from base 488 to 1201 and encodes 237 amino acids. Gene Ontology annotation, biological process: lipid biosynthetic process; fatty acid metabolic process. The transcript has 8 exons. Lineage: Eukaryota; Viridiplantae; Streptophyta; Magnoliopsida; Zingiberales; Musaceae. Gene Ontology annotation, molecular function: fatty acid 2-hydroxylase activity; iron ion binding. Gene Ontology annotation, cellular component: membrane; endoplasmic reticulum. The record is from RefSeq and is a predicted model, not a curated record.